CGUGCAUCGAUCUAUUCCAGCACUGUGACCCGUGGGCAGUCACCAUGACCGGUGGGGCAGUCACAGUCACGGUGACCGGUGGGGCAGUCACUGUGUCCGGUGGGGUCACUUUGGCGGCAGUGGCGGUGGUGCCGGCACCGGCACCUACAGUGGCGGCUGUGCCGGCAGUGGCGGUGGUGCCGGAAGUGGCGGCGGUGCUGCGGUCAGCGGUCAUAGGACUACUAAUCAAAUGAUAAAUGUUAUUGCUUCCGUCCUUUGCUUCUUGGACUGGGGGAACGUGGGAUACCUCGCCGAUAUAUAGGGACUGAGCCCAUUUCUUCCUCUGGGUGGCGGAGUCACCCCCGGUGUUUCCUCCAGCGAUGAGGUGAAUAUGGUGCUUCUUUGGCUGAGGCUCCACAAAUUCCUCCUCAUCGCUGAGGUUCUCAAUCUUUCUCUUUUUCGACGAGGUCUCCCCUCCUCGAUUGUCGGUGUUCACCCAGGUAUAUUUCCGUGGGGCACCUUUAACAAGCUGGAGGAGUUCACCUUGUUGAAUUAAGCGCUCAAUGGCUUUUUUGAGUGUGAUGCAAUCGUCUGUUAUGGGAGGUGUUCCUGUGAUAACGGCAGUAUGUGCUGCCUUGGUGAAUGGCGUAGAUCUCCUUCGCCGGGCAAGGGUCCCUGGGUAAGAGGUCCCGCUCCUCCGCAAUAGAUCAAAAAAGUUUAUUCACAAUUCACUAUUGGAAUGAAGAUCAAAUAGAUGGUUUGGCAAUUGGCAUCCACAAAAUGAGGCAUUGGAAUGGGGAAGCCAUGCACUUUGAGACUACUAUGAGAAAGAUGCAAAACCUGAGAACCAACUUAGAGAUUAAAAAAACAAUGGGCCGAAUUACCGGGUUUCAGCUUUCUACUUUACUGCUGCAUCAUUACGUUAGCCGACCCGGUGACUGAAUUCAAGAUUGAAGAGGAUUGAUGAGCGGCGGUAAGAGAAGAAAAGACCUGUACGGGCAGAGCUAGAGAAUGAAUAUGAGGAUGCGCAGAUGGACUAUGAAGGAAAGGGAAAAUAAGGCAUGGAAAGACCAGAUAUAUACAAAAGACUGGAUCAAAAUCUUGGAUUUUAUAUGGCACAAUGCUCUCUCGCUAAGAUAGGUGUGUUGUCGAGAGCAUGGGAGUAAUUUUCGUCCGUAAAAGCAUCUUGGCGCGACUAUCAAGGAAGGUCCGACAUGUCCAAGCACGAUCACUCUGCAGCAAUAACAAACCACCCACCAACAACAGCAAUAUAAACAAGGAAGUAGUAGAAUCUUCCUCUUCCUCUUCUUCUUUGACACGAUAUGACGCUUACAAGGAGCUAGACAACCUCAAUUUCACCACGGCUGCUAAGAUUCUCUUUUCCGAUCCUCCCAAGAAAAAGAAAUUUGGGUAUUCUUUUCGGAACUCUCUUUCAGGCUCGAUUUCCAUCUGGUACAACUUUUCUUUGCCUGCCUGCCUUCACUUGCUGUGUAUUUGGUAGCCCAAUAUGCUCGCUAUGACAUCAGAAGAAUGGAGGCGGAAGUGGAAUUAAAAAAGAAAGCUGAAGAAGAAGCAAAAGCAAAAGAAGUGGAAGAAACAGGGGCAGAUAUGGAGAAAGAAGAAACAUCUGAUCCAAAGCUGUUGGAGUUGAAAGCGAGGGUGGAGAAGUUGGAGGAGGCAGUCAAAGGAAUUGUGGUUGAAUCAAAAAAGGAGUCGCCAGGUAGUCAGGAUAAACAAACUUCAAUAGCCGGAGAGCCAAACACACAAGUAUCAGCUCACAAGUAGACACAUUUCUCAUGUUGAAAACAAUGCAGACUACUGGGGAAACACCAUUUUCUUCAGCCUUUCUAUAUUUUUCAAGUACAUGCAUGGUUGAAUUAAUGAUAUACCUGUCAUCAUGAGGGAAGCAAUAUAUAGUGUAUUUUUCAUUAUCG
Messenger RNA from Cuscuta europaea, 1913 nucleotides. NCBI's taxonomy places the organism in Eukaryota, Viridiplantae, Streptophyta, Magnoliopsida, Solanales, Convolvulaceae. The record is from the annotation of a GenBank genome assembly.